AUCUGACCUAAAAUAUAGCAAUCUGACCUUACUGUACACUCUCGGAUUAUCUCCCUUAGAAGCUGACAAAAAAGACCUGGCCAUAUAAUCUUUGAUGUUCUGCUGAAGAAGUCCAGAGAGUAGGAUCAUGGACCAAAAUAUUGACAAAGUGGCAGACCAGAAUAGUGAUUCAGGAAAUGACCAGAAUGUUGGUGCUGCACCUGACGUGAAAGCAGAAGGUCCUGAGAUGAAAGAAAGUGGUAACAAAGUUGAAACAUUUAAAACUCCAAGUUUUGUUAUCCCAAGUAAGAAAAAAGUUCAGUCAAAUACAGAUGCAUCAGUUAUUUUCAAAAGUCCUGGAACGUUGCCACAGAAAAAUGAAGGUGAUGACGUAAAGAAAUCAGAAGCUACUGAACAAGUUGAAACUGAACCCGUGAAGUCUGAAAAGGAUCUCAAAGAAAUUACAAAAACAACACACACAAAAUAUGAAAACACCCAUGAGAAAUUCCCAUCAAAGAAAACAGUUGUUUUGUCACCUGCUGAACAGUUUAAACAAGCAAAUGCUUCUAUACCUUAUAAAGAACCAGCAUGGGGUGCUCUAUGUGAGGAAAAAUUUGCCUUAGAGGUAAUAAAAAAUGGUUCAGUGAUUGAUAAUAUAGACUUAACAAGUAAAACAUUUCAUGUUAUUGGAAGGUUACCAAGCUGUGACAUACCCAUGGAGCAUCCUUCACUUUCACGUCAUCAUGCAGUGAUACAAUAUUCCGGCGGGAAAUCCGAACAAUAUCCUGCAGGAUGGUACUUAUAUGAUCUGGACAGCACACACGGUACUUGGAUAAACAAGAAUAAAGUGCCAUCACAGAAGUUUCAUCAGAUUCAUGUGGACUAUGUCCUAAAGUUUGGUGGAUCAUCAAGGCUGUUUAUUUUACAAGGCCCAGAUACUGAUAGGGAAGAGGAAUCUGAAAUGUCACCAGCAGAAAUGAAAGAACAGCGGGAAAAGCAGAAGAAGGAGGCUGACUUACUAAGGCAGGCUGAGAUAGAGGAAGCAGAAAGGAAGGCGGAGCUACUGAAAAAGAGGGAGGAGUCAAAGGGAUGCUCGUGGGGUAUCGAUGACGAUGAAAUAGAAGAGGAAGAUGAGAACGCUGAAAAUCCAUUUGCUGCCAUAGAGCCUGAAAAUGAGGCUUUGUAUAUAAAUGAUCCAAAGAAGUCACUAAAUGGUUAUUUCGAGAGAGAGGGUUUAGAACUACCCGAAUAUGAGUUUCACGAGGCUGGGUUUGGUAAAUGGAAAUGUACGGUUGAACUUCCAAUUGAUGCUCCUUCUGGUGAACCAAUAGUGGCUGAGGUUAUAGUGUCUGGAAAGAAACGUGAGGCUGUCAUAGCAUGCGCUCUUGAAGCAUGCAGGAUAUUAGAUAGGCAUGGGGAAUUAAGAAAAUCAGCCCAGGAGAGUCGGAAACGAAAGCAGAGAAAUUGGGAAGAUGAUGACUUUUAUGACAGCGAUGAAGAUGUGUAUUUAGAUAGAACUGGAGCCAUUGAGAAAAAGAGAGAGCUAAGGAAAAAUAAAGUUGGCAAGACUGAUAAAGUAACUGAAACUUACGAUACUCUUGUAGAAAAACAUAAGAGUAUUAUUGCUGAAAUUGAGGAGAUUGAAGCAAAACUUGAACAAGCAAAGGCAGAGGCAGCUGCUAUGGAAAGUGAUGAUGUUGAUGCAUUAGAUGCAUACAUGAGUGCUAUAAAGUCGGGAAUGAUGGAUACAAAGACAAAAAUGAAGUUUAAACGACAGUUACUUGAAUUGAAACAAGAAGAACAAAAGGUAAGAAAGCUUGUUAACAUUGCUAAACCUGCUUCACUUCCUGAAAUUUCAAAUAAAAAUCUGAAGACAGAUGUCAAAAAACCAAGUGUGAUAGCAAGUGUUGGAAAAAUGAAAGGGCCAUUGCAUGGAAAAACUCACAAAAAGAUAGUGCCAGGGCCUAAACCUGAAAAAACUGAAGAAAAAUCCGAUGAAAGUGAAGAAGAAGAUGAUGAUGAUAAGAAUGAUAACCUUGCUAGUAAUAGUGGGGCAGUCAUUAAGGCAAAUGAGAAAGUGAGUGAAAUCAGCAGUAAAAAUGAUGUUGAAAUUAAAGUUGAAAAGAAACAUUCUGAUGAUCAGCCAAAAGUUAAGGGGCCAGCAUUGCCACCUGCUCAGGAAAAAACAAAACAAUUAGACCCAGUGAAACAAGAAGUUCAUUCAAAAUCAAGACUCAAAGGACCAUCGCUACCAUUGGCUGCUGUGCUUGAAAAAUUACAGGAGGAAAAUGCGGAAGAUGGUGAGAAUGAUGAAAACGAUAGUGAGAAUAAGACAAGAAAUAGUAACAAGAGAAAAUCAAAACAUUCUUCAACAGGCAGUAAAAAACUGAAAUCUGGCGAUAGUUACACAACUGAUGAUCCAGAUUAUGCUGUAUGGUUACCUCCUGAAAACCAAUCUGGUGAUGGAAAAACUCAUCUAAAUGCAAAAUUAGGAUACUGACAAGUGAUAAUUGGAACCAGACAAGAUCUUAUCUUAUUCCUUAAACUACUGAAUAUGUGUUAUACAUUUGCCAUGAUUUUUAAUUUUAAAAAUUUCCAUUUGAAAAGUAAAGGAGAUAAAUAUACAAAAAUUGAACAAGCAACAGGGCCUAUUCAGAUUGCACAGACAUGCAUGCCGGUCUGGCUCUAUACUGGUAUCAGGCCAAACUGCAGGUCUUGCAUGGUAACGGAUGGACGGUUUUAAUUAUGAAAAAAAGUAAUCCAACCUUUGGGAAAGAAAACAUCACAUUUUAAAAAAAAAGCCAUGAAGCAAGUCUUGAUUUCAGUAAUGAACCAUUCUGCUUGAAGGAAAAGGCUUGGUCACUCAAUUGAAAUCAGAAAAAAAAAGUUGGAAUUUAUUACAGGGCUGCCUUCCACUAAGGAUUUAUUUUAGGAAGUCAAGACUACCUAUCAAGGAAUUUAGGAAAUCAUGAGGAAAAUUUCUGAAAGUCUGUUGUUCUUUCGCGUAAAACUCAGUGAGACUUGGGCAUGUUCUUUGAAUGCAGUUUGAAAUAUUUUAUUUUAAUUUAUUUUUGGUUUACAGAAUGUGAGGAAAAGAUUGCAUUUCUCUCUCUACAAGCACAUCAAAUUAGGGAC
Molecule: messenger RNA, 3114 nt
Organism: Ruditapes philippinarum (Manila clam)
Lineage: Eukaryota; Metazoa; Mollusca; Bivalvia; Venerida; Veneridae
Product: kanadaptin-like
Exons: 4
Coding region: 128-2479 (783 amino acids)
Molecular function (GO): mRNA binding; protein binding; RNA endonuclease activity producing 5'-phosphomonoesters, hydrolytic mechanism
Source: RefSeq, a predicted model, not a curated record